AUGGAAAAUCUUAAAUUUACUUUUUUCUUCACUCUGUUGCUCUUCAUUUCUCUCCUUCCUACAUCACUCUCCACAGGGAUUAAGGUACAGCAGGACAAAGAUGAGCCUUAUGUGGGUGUGAACAUAGGCACUGAUGUGUCUAAUUUGCUUUCACCUGCAGAUUUGGUAGCUUUUCUGCAGUUACAAAAGAUAACCCAUCUUCUUGCUAUUGGGUCCUCCAAUGUCACCGCCGCCACAUGGAUUGGCCGCAAUGUGGCGGCGUACUACCCUGAAACGCUCAUCACCGCCGUGGCAGUGGGUGAUGAGGUGUUGACUACUGUUACAAGUUCAGCUCCUUUGCUUAUGCCAGCAAUUGAGUCACUCUACAGUGCUCUCGUGGCUGCAAAUUUGCAUAACCAAAUCACGAUUUCAACUCCAAAUGCUGCUUCAAUUGUUCUUGACCCUUUCCCACCCUCCCAGGCCUUUUUCAAUCAAAGUUUGAGCCCUGUCAUUUCACAACUAUUGCAAUUUUGUUCUAGGACCCAGUCGCCUUUGAUGAUGAAUUUAUAUCCUUACUAUGUGUUUAUGGAGAAUAAGGGUGUUGUGCCUUUGGAUAAUUCUUUGUUUAAGCCCUUGACACCCUCGAAAGAAAUGGUUGAUCCUAAUACUUUGCUGCACUAUACUAAUGUUCUUGAUGCUAUGAUUGAUUCAGUGUAUUUUUCUAUGAAGAAUCUUAAUGUUACUGAUGUGAUAGUUCUUGUUACUGAAACGGGGUGGCCUUCGAAAGGGGAUUCGAAGGAACCUUAUGCUACGAUUGACAAUGCAGACACUUACAAUUCAAAUUUGAUUAAGCACAUUUUUGAUCGUAGUGGAACACCAUUGCAUCCGGAAAUUACUUCUAAUGUAUAUGUAUAUGAGUUGUUUAAUGAGGAUUUGAGGUCUUCACCUGUGUCUGAGGCGAACUGGGGACUCUUUUAUGGGAAUUCGACAGCUGUUUACUUGCUUCACGUGUCAGGGAGUGGUACAUUUUUGGCCAAUGACACAACAAAUCAAACAUAUUGCAUAGCCAUGGACGGCAUUGAUGCAAAAACAUUGCAGGCUGCUUUGGAUUGGUCUUGUGGACCGGGGAGAGCAAAUUGCUCGGAGAUUCAGCCAGGGGAGAGUUGUUAUCAGCCUAAUAACGUGAAGAACCACGCAUCUUAUGCCUUCGAUAGUUAUUACCAGAAGGAAGGGAAUUCCCCUGGUUCUUGUGAUUUUAAGGGUGCAGCCAUGAUCACCACUACUGAUCCAAGUCAUGGCAGUUGUGUUUUUCCUGGAAGUAAGAAGCCUAGCAAUAACAAGGCGAGCCAGGCAGUGAACUCCACGGAACAAUCAUCAUCAUCAUCAUCACCGGCAAAACCUAAAUGGGCGUGCAAAGACUGCACUUUCUUGAACCCAUAUCAAAGCACAAGUUGUGAAAUCUGUGGAGCUAGGGCUUCUGCUUCUUUACUUUCCAUUCUCGAAGUUGAUGAUGAUGAUAUUUAUGAAGCGCAAUUGGGCUCCGGCUCCUCUAUUGGGAGCAUUUUCUACCCUUUGAAGUCUUGUAAUAAUACGAAGAGGGAAAAUGAAGGAAAUCGAGUUUUGGCGAACGGUGGUGGUGAUUCGGAUGAUUCUUCACGCGAGGUUAAGGGUGGUUUGUUGGAUUUGCAGCCUAGCAAUAAUAAGAAGGAAAAUAGGGAGAGCCAUAAUUUGAGUACUGGUGAUGGCAGCGCGGCUUGUUCUUCUCGUGGGUUAAAGGGUUCUUUUCCGCCUUUGCGUCCUUGUAGCAAUAAGAGGAAAAAUAGGGAAGACGCAGACAUGGGUGGUGAUGGUGGUGCAGGCGAUUCGAUUGAGUUUAGAGCUGUAAAGGCUAUUGAAAUUGAAUCACCGGGUGCAGCUGUAAGUGAUUCUCAUCUAGGCACUAAGCCUAAAACAACGAAGAUUUUGAGUUACAAUGUUUGGUUUCGAGAAGAUCUUGAGGUGCAAAAGAGGAUGAAAUCUCUUGGAGAUCUUAUUCAACUGCAUUUGCCUGAUGUUAUAUGUUUUCAGGAGGUUACUCCAAAUAUUUACAAAAUUUUCCGGCAAUCAAGUUGGUGGAAGGACUACCGCUGUUCAGUGUCAAGUGAAGUGGCAUUUGCAGGGCCAUAUUUCUGCAUGCAGUUAAGUAAUCUUCCAAUAAAAUGCUACAGCUGCAAACCUUUUGACAACUCUAUAAUGGGAAGAGAACUUUGUAUUGCUGAAGUUGAAGCGCGGACUGGUAUUGAAUUGGUUGUUGCCACAAGCCAUCUGGAAAGUCCCUGUCCAGGCCCGCCAACUUGGGAUCAGAUGUUCAGCAAGGAACGUGUAGAUCAAGCGAAGGAGGCUGUAAAGUUUCUUGAGAAAAAUCACAAUGUCAUUUUUUGUGGUGAUAUGAACUGGGAUGACAAGUUGGACGGUCAAUUUCCUUUAUCUGAUGGAUGGAUUGAUGCUUGGACAGAGCUAAGACCCAGAGAAGUUGGAUGGACAUAUGACACCAAAUCAAACAAGAUGUUGAGUGGUAACCGGACUCUGCAGAAACGGCUGGAUCAAUUUGUAUGCAAGUUGAGAGACUUCAAGAUAAAUGAAAUUGAAAUGAUUGGGAUGGAUGCGAUUCCCGGUCUAUCGUACAGCAAGGAAAAGAAAGUGAAAAAACAGGUUCAGAAUAUGGUGCUUCCUGUUUUACCUAGUGAUCACUAUGGACUACUUUUAACAAUCUGUCCCAACAAGACAACUUAA
Fraxinus pennsylvanica is the source of this 2751-nucleotide messenger RNA. NCBI's taxonomy places the organism in Eukaryota, Viridiplantae, Streptophyta, Magnoliopsida, Lamiales, Oleaceae. The record is from the annotation of a GenBank genome assembly.